AUGAACCGUCGUAACGAUUGCCAAGCGAUGCUCCUCCCAAUGUCGGCGUCACCAUGCAGUCCCAGGAGAGGCGGUUUUGAGAAAUAUCACGAUGCUUCUCAGAAAGCAGAUGAUGACGAUCAACCAGUGACGAGAACUGAAGACAAAGCAGUCGGUUUAGAGGGUUCCACAUCUGACUACGGGUUCUGGGUAUCAGCGUGUGUUUCAAGUCACAGUGCAUCUUCAGAGAUAACCGCGUCGGAUUUGAAGCUUCAACACCAUCUGCUGGACGUUUCCUUCGCGGCAUUCCCGUCAUCCUCGAUCACGGUAGCGAAGAUGCGGCCUCAAGGAACUCAUUCACUGUUGAAUAAUGGAAUGGUUCUCGUCGAGCAGCCGCAACAUGCUCCUUCUGCUCUGGGCUGCGCCAACGACGUAGUUGAAGACUACGAGAUGGACACAGACGCACCAUACCAUGCCAGAAUACUGCCGCCUUCCCCUCUGUUGUCUGGCUGCGACCCUUGCGAGAACCUGAGUGCAGCUGCAUGCGCCGAAGGGCUGCUGCAUGGUCUGCAUCAGCAGCCUCGUGGAUCGGAGUGUCUCGACCGGACAGUUCGGGAACGUCAAGAAGACGACUCAGAUAUUCACGAAGGAUACGCCAACGCUGACGACUUCGAAACUGUGGUAUCACCUCAGUCGGUGUCACGAGCAGUCGAGGCGUGCGACGUUAACACGUGUUCCACGCACACGUUUGUUGUUGCCAGCGACCAGCCUGAUGCAGACCUUCCCGUGUCAGGCGUCUGCCUUCAGAUUCAUCCAGAUGGCCACGAUGAACCGUGGUCGGACGUCGUUCUAACCAGAGGCCAGGACCCAGGAUUUUGUGUUGUGGGGUCCGUCAUCAUUGGAAAGAGUAACGAGGUGCUGCUUGAUGUAAAGACACCACAGGAGGGGCUUGCGCCAAAUGAAGUGCAAGCGCAGAGAGAUGCGUUUCUGCUCGGGGCUAGCGGGGUGCAUCACUCCAGAGCAGCGUGGGGCUAUCCAUACAAACAGCAUGCUAGAGAGACGAAAUUGUCCAGCACCGCAUGCGGCAGUUCCGACAGCCCUACGGCAGAAGGUAGCAAGAUGAAGACAACCAGUGGUGCUCAGGGUCGGCUAAGGAAUUCGGAAGGAUCGUGUUCGCUGCCUUCGCGACUUCUGCGUCACAUAUGCCAAACGGUUCAGGCAUAUGACCAACACAGAAUGAAUAAGAAUCACCUAAUCGUUGUUGGGUCGACGGCGCUCAUCGCACUUACCGUUGCAAUGCUGCUAAUAUGCAUCGUUCAUACGUUGCUGGGGAAGACGCCUGCAGGGGAAUCGCCGUUCCUUCCGUGAUGUUACUCGAAAUUCGGCGAUCUCCAACGUGAGUGAAAGGCUCCUGCGGACAUGGCCCGCAAGGCUCCAAAAGUGUCAUUCUGGCUUUAGUGCGCGUUGUGGUUUUGCGUGGACUCUUGCGGGAGUGAGCACCGCAAGUUGUGUCCUCCAAUAUAACACGCUGGCUGGUCGGUUCUUGGCAAAGAACUCUUUUUUAUAUGGCAGACCUUC
Messenger RNA from Toxoplasma gondii ME49, 1557 nucleotides. RefSeq lists its product as hypothetical. The record is from RefSeq and is a predicted model, not a curated record. The transcript has a single exon. Bases 1 to 1347 code for a protein of 448 amino acids. Lineage: Eukaryota; Apicomplexa; Conoidasida; Eucoccidiorida; Sarcocystidae.